Messenger RNA from Aspergillus nidulans FGSC A4, 2466 nucleotides. RefSeq names its product transcription factor alcR. Gene Ontology annotation, molecular function: zinc ion binding; DNA-binding transcription factor activity, RNA polymerase II-specific; DNA-binding transcription factor activity. Bases 1 to 2466 code for a protein of 821 amino acids. The record is from RefSeq and is a predicted model, not a curated record. NCBI's taxonomy places the organism in Eukaryota, Fungi, Ascomycota, Eurotiomycetes, Eurotiales, Aspergillaceae. The transcript is spliced from 2 exons. Gene Ontology annotation, biological process: regulation of DNA-templated transcription. Gene Ontology annotation, cellular component: nucleus.
AUGGCAGAUACGCGCCGACGCCAGAAUCAUAGCUGCGAUCCCUGUCGCAAGGGCAAGCGACGCUGUGAUGCCCCGGAAAAUAGAAACGAGGCCAAUGAAAACGGCUGGGUUUCGUGUUCAAAUUGCAAGCGUUGGAACAAGGAUUGUACCUUCAAUUGGCUCUCAUCCCAACGCUCCAAGGCAAAAGGGGCUGCACCUAGAGCGAGAACAAAGAAAGCCAGGACCGCAACAACCACCAGUGAACCAUCAACUUCAGCUGCAACAAUCCCUACACCGGAAAGUGACAAUCACGAUGCGCCUCCAGUCAUAAACUCUCACGACGCGCUCCCGAGCUGGACUCAGGGGCUACUCUCCCACCCCGGCGACCUUUUCGAUUUCAGCCACUCUGCUAUUCCCGCAAAUGCAGAAGAUGCGGCCAACGUGCAGUCAGACGCACCUUUUCCGUGGGAUCUAGCCAUCCCCGGUGAUUUCAGCAUGGGCCAACAGCUCGAGAAACCUCUCAGUCCGCUCAGUUUUCAAGCAGUCCUUCUUCCGCCCCAUAGCCCGAACACGGAUGACCUCAUUCGCGAGCUGGAAGAGCAGACUACGGAUCCGGACUCGGUUACCGAUACUAAUAGUGUACAACAGGUCGCUCAAGAUGGAUCGCUAUGGUCUGAUCGGCAGUCGCCGCUACUGCCUGAGAACAGUCUGUGCAUGGCCUCAGACAGCACAGCACGGCGAUAUGCCCGUUCCACAAUGACGAAGAAUCUGAUGCGAAUCUACCACGAUAGUAUGGAGAAUGCACUGUCCUGCUGGCUGACAGAGCACAAUUGUCCAUACUCCGACCAGAUCAGCUACCUGCCGCCCAAGCAGCGGGCGGAAUGGGGCCCGAACUGGUCAAACAGGAUGUGCAUCCGGGUGUGCCGGCUAGAUCGCGUAUCUACCUCAUUACGCGGGCGCGCCCUGAGUGCGGAAGAGGACAAAGCCGCAGCCCGAGCCCUGCAUCUGGCGAUCGUAGCUUUUGCGUCGCAAUGGACGCAGCAUGCGCAGAGGGGGGCUGGGCUAAAUGUUCCUGCAGACAUAGCCGCCGAUGAGAGGUCCAUCCGGAGGAACGCCUGGAAUGAAGCACGCCAUGCCUUGCAGCACACGACAGGGAUUCCAUCAUUCCGGGUUAUAUUUGCGAAUAUCAUCUUUUCUCUCACGCAGAGUGUGCUGGAUGAUGAUGAGCAGCACGGUAUGGGUGCACGUCUAGACAAGCUACUCGAAAAUGACGGUGCGCCCGUGUUCCUGGAAACCGCGAACCGUCAGCUUUAUACAUUCCGACAUAAGUUUGCACGAAUGCAACGCCGCGGUAAGGCUUUCAACAGGCUCCCGGGAGGAUCUGUCGCAUCGACAUUCGCCGGUAUUUUCGAGACACCGACGCCGUCGUCUGAAAGCCCACAGCUUGACCCGGUUGUGGCCAGUGAGGAGCAUCGCAGUACAUUAAGCCUUAUGUUCUGGCUAGGGAUCAUGUUCGAUACACUAAGCGCUGCAAUGUACCAGCGACCACUCGUGGUGUCAGAUGAGGAUAGCCAGAUAUCAUCGGCAUCUCCACCAAGGCGCGGCGCUGAAACGCCGAUCAACCUAGACUGCUGGGAGCCCCCGAGACAGGUCCCGAGCAAUCAAGAAAAGAGCGACGUAUGGGGCGACCUCUUCCUCCGCACCUCGGACUCUCUCCCAGAUCACGAAUCCCACACACAAAUCUCUCAGCCAGCGGCUCGAUGGCCCUGCACCUACGAACAGGCCGCCGCCGCUCUCUCCUCUGCAACGCCCGUCAAAGUCCUCCUCUACCGCCGCGUCACGCAGCUCCAAACCCUCCUCUAUCGCGGCGCCAGCCCUGCCCGCCUUGAAGCGGCCAUCCAGAGAACGCUCUACGUUUAUAAUCACUGGACAGCGAAGUACCAACCAUUUAUGCAGGACUGCGUUGCUAACCACGAGCUCCUCCCUUCGCGCAUCCAGUCUUGGUACGUCAUUCUAGACGGUCACUGGCAUCUAGCCGCGAUGUUGCUAGCGGACGUUUUGGAGAGCAUCGACCGCGAUUCGUACUCUGAUAUCAACCACAUCGACCUUGUAACAAAGCUAAGGCUCGAUAAUGCACUAGCAGUUAGUGCCCUUGCGCGCUCUUCACUCCGAGGCCAGGAGCUGGACCCGGGCAAAGCAUCUCCGAUGUAUCGCCAUUUCCAUGAUUCUCUGACCGAGGUGGCAUUCCUGGUAGAACCGUGGACCGUCGUUCUUAUUCACUCGUUUGCCAAAGCUGCGUAUAUCUUGCUGGACUGUUUAGAUCUGGACGGCCAAGGAAAUGCACUAGCGGGGUACCUGCAGCUGCGGCAAAAUUGCAACUACUGCAUUCGGGCGCUGCAAUUUCUGGGCAGGAAGUCGGAUAUGGCGGCGCUGGUUGCGAAGGAUUUAGAGAGAGGUUUGAAUGGGAAAGUUGACAGCUUUUUGUAG